Molecule: messenger RNA, 1623 nt
Organism: Penicillium angulare
Lineage: Eukaryota; Fungi; Ascomycota; Eurotiomycetes; Eurotiales; Aspergillaceae
Product: proline--tRNA ligase
Exons: 7
Coding region: 1-1623 (540 amino acids)
Biological process (GO): prolyl-tRNA aminoacylation
Cellular component (GO): aminoacyl-tRNA synthetase multienzyme complex; cytoplasm
Molecular function (GO): proline-tRNA ligase activity; ATP binding
Source: RefSeq, a predicted model, not a curated record
AUGGCCGACCAGACUCCCAGCGAAACCUCCGGCGCUGCUGUCCCCCAAGACUUGCCCGACCGCACCCAAAACCCCGCUGAUAACCAGGCAGGCGAUGCUAAAGGCGAUUCUAAGAAUGCCGCCAAGAAAGCCGCAAAGCUGGCUAAGCUGGCUGCCGAUAAGGCUGCAAAGGCUGCAGGCAAAGGAAAGGAGUCUAAGGAACCUAAGGAGCCCAAGAAGAAAGCUCCUUCUAAGAAGAAGGCCGACGGACCUCCUUUGAUUGGUAUCGAUGCUCUGAAGGAGGAGAACUUCCCAGAGUGGUAUUCGCAAGUCCUUGUCAAGAGUGAGAUGUUGGAUUACUAUGAUGUGUCUGGUUGCUUUAUUCUUCGGCCCGCUUCGUACUUCAUCUGGGAGGAAAUCCAGGACUUCUUCAACAAGCGUAUCAAGAGCAUCGGCGUCAAGAACUGCUCAUUCCCUCUAUUCGUCUCCGAGGAUGUGUUGCAGCGCGAGAAGGAACAUUUGGAGGGUUUCGCUGCUGAGUGGGAAUUCAAGAACCCCCAGCCUUUCCUGCGAACCCGUGAGUUCUUGUGGCAGGAGGGCCAUACCGCUCACUUGACCAAGGCUGGUGCCGAGGUUGAGGUUCACCAGAUCCUUGACUGGUACGCUGCUAUCUAUAAGGAUCUUCUCGCUGUUCCCGUCAUCAAGGGUCAGAAAUCCGAGAAGGAGCGAUUCGCUGGCAGAUAUAUUCCUGCCACUGGUCGUGGUAUCCAGGGCGCAACCAGCCACUGUCUCGGCCAGAACUUCUCUAAAAUGUUCAAUAUUACUGUUGAGGACCCAGAUGCCAAGUCUGGUGAGCAGAAGGCUGCUCUCCAUGUCUGGCAGAACUCCUGGGGCCUGUCGACCCGUUCUCUGGGUGUCAUGGUCAUGACCCACAGUGACAACCGUGGAUUGGUCCUGCCCCCCAGAGUCGCCGAGACUCAAGUCAUUAUCGUUCCCGUCGGUAUCACCGCGAAGACCACCGAGGAACAGCGCCUGAACCUCCUCGCUGAGAUUGACCGUCUCGUGGGUAACCUCACCGCUGCCGGUAUCCGUGCCGAAAGCGAUCUGCGUGAUGGCUACUCUCCUGGCUGGAAGUUCAACCAGUGGGAGAUGCGUGGUGUCCCCGUUCGCCUUGAGAUUGGCCCCGGUGAACUGGCUGGCAACUUCGUCACCUACUCUCGUCGUGACAUCGCUGGUAGUGACGGAAAGGGAACCAUCCCUAUUCCUGAGCUGCAGACCGCUAUCCCCACUCUCCUGGAUACCAUCCAUGAUGAUCUCUACAAGCGUGCCGAUGAUGCUUUCACCGAGCACCGUAAGACUAUCACCGACUGGAACGAGUUCUGCCCUGCUCUGAACAACAAGUGUGUUCUGGUCGUUCCCUUCUGUUUGGAAGAGGACUGCGAGGGUGAGAUUAAGGUUAUGAGUGCCCGCAAGGCCGAGGAGGACUCCGGCGAGGCAGAGGAUGCCAAGGCUCCCAGCAUGGGUGCCAAGUCUCUUUGCAUUCUUAAGGAACAGCCUUCUGAAAUCGCCGAGGGAACUCACUGCAUCAACCCCAACUGCAAGAACUCCGCACAGAAGUGGACUAUGUUCGGUCGCUCCUACUAA